Papilio polytes (common Mormon) is the source of this 1783-nucleotide messenger RNA. Its product is annotated as mitochondrial 2-oxoglutarate/malate carrier protein-like. Lineage: Eukaryota; Metazoa; Arthropoda; Insecta; Lepidoptera; Papilionidae. Gene Ontology annotation, biological process: oxaloacetate transport; thiosulfate transport; phosphate ion transmembrane transport. Gene Ontology annotation, molecular function: oxaloacetate transmembrane transporter activity; antiporter activity; sulfate transmembrane transporter activity. The record is from RefSeq and is a predicted model, not a curated record. The coding region runs from base 161 to 1054 and encodes 297 amino acids. The transcript is spliced from 6 exons.
UAUGUCAACGAGCACUUCAAUGUCAACUUUUACAGUUACAAAAUGUCCAGCUGUGUAUAGUAUUCUCAGUUCGCAUCCAGCAAUGGUUUCGUAAAAUUGUAAACACACCGCAAAAGCAUAAAGUAUGUGAUCGUCGCAAGUUUUAUUCUAUAACAAUAAAAUGGCAGAACCACAGAUACCGCGGUGGGCUAACUUCAUCUUGGGAGGAUUGAGUGGCAUGAUGGCCGCGAGCGUUGUACAUCCCGCUGACCUGGUAAAAACGCGCAUGCAACUGCUGGGGCCCAGGGUGAAGCUGUCUACGGCGACUGUGGUGAAAAGGAUCGUGAAGAAGGAGGGCUUCAUCGGCUUCUACAGCGGCCUGUCCGCCUCGCUCGUUCGGCAGGCCACCUACACCGCCGGCAGGAUGGGCUGCUUCUAUUCCCUUCUAGACUUAUAUAAAGGUCAGUAUGGCACCCCGAACUUCGUUGCCAAACUGGGGCUGGCAUCGAUGGCGGGCAGCGUGGGCGCCGUAAUAGGCAACCCGGCGGAGAUCGCUCUCAUCCGGAUGACGGCCGACGGCCAAAUGCCGCCGGAGAAGAGAAGGAAUUACAAGAACGUCAUCGAUGCUCUCUUCAGGAUUGUGCGCGAGGAGGGUCUGAUGGCGCUCUUCCGAGGGGUCGAAUCCACCGUCACCCGGUCAGCCAUCGUCAACGCCGCGCAGCUCGGCGGGUACGCACAGGCCCGUGAGAUGCUACUGCCGAUGAUGGGCGAAGGUAUCGGACUGCACUUCGCGUCUGCCAUGGUCUCAGGCUUAAUCACCACUUUCGUCUAUCUGCCCGUUGACAUCGUCAAGACCAGGGUACAAAACGCAUCAGAGCCCACAAGUCAGGUAAAAGAACUUUUCCAAAUCAUCAAGAACGAAGGUCCUCUCAAGUUGUGGUCGGGGUUCGUGCCGACGUACACGAAGUUGGGACCGCAGACUAUACUCCUUUUCUUAUUCCUCGAGCAGCUCGUUGGACUUUACACGAAAUUUAAUCGACCCCCGCCACCUCCUAGCAAAGGGAAAAAGCAGUAAUGUAUAGUUUGUCUAAUUAACGUUGAUUAGUUUGAUGGAUCACGCAUAUAAAUUUAUAUGAAGGUAUACGUACUCAAAAGACGAGUAUCAUAGUGACGACCAUUAACGCAUAGCGAACAACUAUGGACUAUCGAUACUCGGUUUAAUAAAUAAGUAUUUUAUAAUUCAAAUAUGAGGCAGUUUCAGUAGUGAAUUUCGAUGACAAUAAUGUUAACGAAAUCCACUAAAAUUAUGCACGACCGUGUUAAAUAAAUAGUAAUAAAUAUCUAUUACUUUCAUUCUUUGUGUCUGUCUGUUUUUCUAAUUAUUGAUUUGAGUUUGCACAAACGAAUGAAAAAACAGUUUUUACUACUAUAAAUGUAAAAAUGUGAAAUCGAGGAUUCUGACCUGAUUUAAAACCCAUCACUAUUAAAUUGUCAAACUAAUCAUCAUUAUUUAGACAUACUAUAGUGUGUAUUUUUUAAAUAAAUAAAUAGAACUUUUAGUGCCACAAAAACAAGCUAGAAAUGAAAUCUUACAUACAUCAACAUUAAAGCUAGUAAAAAAAGAAAAUGUGACAAAAGGCGGCAUUUUGUGGGUCUAAUGCCCAUAUUGUCAAAAACUACAAGAAUGCUGUAAUUACAAUGAAGAUAGUGUAAGUUCCAGUUUAGUUGAGAUUUGUAAAUGCACAAAAGCAAACUAGAAAUUAAUAAAUACGAUAAUAAUAAAAAUAAAGUUGACGUCUUUGAA